AAUUAAUAUAACGCAGAAGACGUGCAAAUUAAUUGCAAUUAAUAUAAAACAAAAAGACUUGCAUAGAACUUGCGAAUUGAUUCCAAAUGAUUUGCAAAUGAAGUGAAUAAAAACUUGUAAAUAAAUUGAAAAGAUUUCUUUGUUUCAGUUUUAUUAUUUUCCGUUUGUGUCAAUGCUGUAAAAGUAAUUCAAUGAUGCAGACAAGCUACAUUCGAGGUAAAGAUGUUUUCGAGACUGUCGUUCCACUUUGUCGUCAACAUUAUGGAAUAAUUAAGCAAGUGUUCUCAAGUCCCGAUCAAGUUAUAUCAAAGUUUAUUCUCAACAUUUAUCAAUUGAGAAUUCAUCAAUUUGUGAGCACAAAAUUAACUGAUGAUAGCAAAGACGAUGCUAAAUACCUCAAAACAUUGCAUUAUUUAUAUUUGAGAACAAUGAAGUUGUCGAACGAUCUCAGUGAAUUCAUCAAAGAUUCCAACGACGAUUUGCUUUCUAAAUUAACACAAAACAUGUUUUCGAAACAUUUAGCAACGUACAUUGACACUGAACUUUUUUUUUUUGAUAAAACUUGUUCAAUGGAAGUUAGAAAAUUCUACGACAGUAAAAAUCAUCAAAAGAAGCAAACGGAAAGAUUUCAAGAUCUCAAACGAGACAUGCAAGCGAUCAUCAGUGCAAGGACCAACAUAAAUAUCGUUCAAAUCGACAAUUAUGGUGGCGAAACAUUUUUGUCUGAAGAACUCGCAAUAAAUUUACUUCAAGAAUCGACAGCUGCUUUUGAUCGUUGUUCAGUUUUGUCUAAAGAAGCGGAAACACCGACAAAUAUUAUUAAGCUGGCAGAUAUUCUCCUGAAAUAUUUAAUCACAGAACAUUGCGACUAUGCAGUCGAUCUUGGCAUUCAAUCAAUUCCAAUUGCUGACACCAAAUCUGCACCUCAAAUUUAUUUCUUUGAUGUUGUUCAGAAGACCAACACAAUCAUUCAUCUCAUGGAGAAAACUUACAACGCCAGUAUUUUGCCUUAUGUUAUUUCAACAUCAAAAUAUGUUGAUUGCAUGCACAAGAAGAGAUUCUGCUUGGAAUCAAUUGAGAAUAAAUUAGAUAAUGGCUUGGAUCGCUCAUUGAACUCGAUUUGUAAUUGGAUGAAAAUUUAUCUGCAAAGUGAACAGAAGAAAACUGAUUUCAAACCGGAAUCGGAUAUUGAUACUGUCGCUUCAUCAGCAUGUUCAGCUGUUUGUCAACACAUAAAUUCAUGCAUUGCAAGGAUUAAGAAAACCAUUGACGGUGAGAAUCUUGUUGAAGUUCUUCAAGAGUUAGGCGUGAGAUUUCAUCGCGUUAUUUAUGAACAUUUGCUUCAAUAUCAAUACAACACUUUAGGUGCAAUGGUCGCAAUUUGUGAUGUCAACGAAUAUCGAAAAUGCGUAAGAAAACUUGGUGACUCUUUAGUCUCUCAACUGUUUGACAUUCUUCAUGCGUUGUGCAAUUUAUUGUUAGUUAAACAUGAAAAUCUGCAAGAGGUUUGUAGUGGCGAAACUUUAAAUUAUUUAGACAAGUCUGUUGUUAUGAAUUUUAUUCAAUUGAGAAGCGAUUAUAAAACUAUUAAGCAAGUAACAGCUUCACUCAAAACUUACAAUUAA
This is a messenger RNA of Clunio marinus, 1625 nucleotides long. The record is from the annotation of a GenBank genome assembly. Lineage: Eukaryota; Metazoa; Arthropoda; Insecta; Diptera; Chironomidae.